AUGUCACAAAUUAUCACGAGAAAGGUGUUCACGUAUUCCAGCGCUUCGACACAGCACCCGAUCGAAAUAACAGGCGAGGAGGGCACCAUCCUAAAACCAGAAACGUUUCCUUCGAGUUACGAAGCAGCAGUUGCAGAAAGUCCACACAGUGAAAUAGACCAAGGAGGUGGAAUUGCCUUCAAAAUUCGUGGCAGUAAAGAUGCUAAUCCAGCAUAUACAAAACAAAGUUCAACAAAGAUCGUUCGGACAUUUGUUACGAAUGAAGAAGAGAAGAAACAGCUCGCCAACGAGGCAGCACUGCCUAAUACUGAACAAAGUCUUGCGAUAUUACAAGAAAAUAUUCAAACAACGAAUAGACACUCAACCACUGCAGCCAACGAAGACCCUGGAAAACACACCAACGUGGACUCUACUAAUAUAACAGCUACCAGCAGACGAAGGUCAAAAACGAGUUACACAUACAGAGUUCAUGAUGGCAUAGCAGUGUUGGAAAAUGUAACAAGAUACCAGCCUGAAACGCAAACAAUCACAAACUUUGCGCGCGAAAAACCAAAACAUACAGAGAUAUCCAAUGUAUCCUUUGAAAUAAAUACAGAAGACCUGGCAACAAACCAAGACCAUGACGUUCAAAAACAAAACACUUUCAGAACAAAUCUGGCCUUUCAAUCCAAGCCCAAGACGAUAUUUACGCAAAUGGAUAUGGUCUCUAAAUCAGAAAAUAGAGCCGUAAGAGAAAUAUCUGCACAAAAUUCAUCCCAAGGAGAAAGGCAACUUAUUGACACCCCCCAAGACACCCAGAAAUCACCAACAUACUCUUACUCAGUCACAAGCCCAGGCCCUUCUCACAAGAUUUUUGGAUCAGAGGUGUACGGAGAAAAAUCAAUAACACAACCGCAGCACCAAAAAGAGCGUCUCCCAUCAACCAAUACAAAACAAAUAACGACACAGCACCAAACAACAAAUAUAUCUGACUCUGGAAAACUUAUAAUUCCCAAUUUUACUCAAUACACUUCAACCAAUCAGGUAAAACUAUGUGAGCCAACACCAAAGGACAACAAUGUCAAAAGUGACGAAAAAUGGAGAACACAGGUAGUUACCAACGAAGAAUUCAGAUCAGAACCAACUCUCCAGGCAAACAGGCUCUCAGAAGAUAAAAUGAAAUUUCUUCACAACCAAAAUACACAGCCCGAGAAAUACCUCGACAAAUCCAGCCCUGGCAGACUUGUCAUUCCCGACUUUAAUCAAAGCUCUUUCACCACAGAAGUCAAAGACAUUAAGCCAUUGCCCAAAGUCAACAAACUCAAAACUGAAAGGUGGGCAACACAGGUAGUUACUCAGGAAGAUGUCAGAUCAGAACAACCUCCACAGGCAAAUAGACUGUCAGCAGAUAAAAUGAAAUUUCUUCACAACCAAGAUACACAGCCCGAGAAAAACCUCGACAAAUCCAGCCCUAGCAGACUUCUCAUUCCCGACUUUAAUCAAAGCACCUUCACCACAGAGGUCAAGGAGACUAAGCCAUCGCCCAAAGUCGACAAACUCAAAACUGAAGAGUGGGUAACACAGGUAGUUACUCAAGAAGAGAUCAGACCAGAACCACCCCUCCAGGCAAACAGACUGUCAGCAGAUAAAAUGCAAUUUCUUUACAACCAAGAUACACAGCCCGAGAAAAACCUCGACAAAUCCAGCCCUGGAAGACUUGUCAUUCCCGACUUUAAACAAAGUACUGUCACCACAGAGGUCAAAGACACUAAACCAUCGCCCAAAGUCGAAAAACUCAAAGCCGAGGAGUGGGUAACACAAGUACUUACUCAGAAAGAGGUCAAAUCAGAGCCGCCUCUGCAGGCAAAAAGGCUGUCAGCAAAUAAAAUGCAAUUUCUUCACAACCGAGAUACAGAGCCCGAGAAAAUUCUCGACAAAUCUGAUCCUGGCAGACUUGUCAUUCCCGACUUUAAACAAAGUACUUUCACCACAGAGGUCAAAGAGACUGAGCCAUCGCCUAAAGUCAACAAAUUUAAAAUUGAAAAGUGGGUAACACAGGUAAUUACUCAGGAAGAAGUCAGAUCAGAGCCACCUCUCCAGGCAAACAGGCUGUCAGCAGAUAAAAUAGAAUUUCUUCACAAUCAAGAUACACAGCCUGAGAAAAAGCUCGACAAAUCUAGUCCUGGAAGACUUGUCAUUCCCGACUUUAAUCAAAGCACCUUUACCUCAGAGGUCAAACAGACUAAGCCAUCACCCAAAGUCGACAAAUUCAAAACUGAGGAGUGGCUAACACAGGUAGUAACUCAGGAAGAGGUCAGAUCAGAGCCACCUCUACAGGCAAACAGGCUGUCAGCAGAUAAAAUGCAAUUUCUUCACAACCAAGAUACACAGCCCGAGAAAUACCUCGACAAAUCCAGUCCUGGUAGACUUGUUAUUCCCGAAUUUAGCCAAAGCACUUUCACCACAGAGGGCAAAGAGACUAAGCCAUCACCCAAAGUCAACAAACUCAAAACUGAAGAGUGGGUAACACAGGUAGUAACUCAGGAAGAGGUCAGAUCAGAACCACCUCUACAUGCAAACAGGCUGUCAGCAGAUAAAAUGCAAUUUCUUCACAACCAAGAUACACAGCCCGAGAAAAAGCUCGACAAAUCCAGUCCUGGUAGACUUGUUAUUCCCGAAUUUAGCCAAAGCACUUUCACCACAGAGGGCAAAGAGACUAAGCCAUCGCCCAAAGUCAACAAACUCAAAACUGAAGAGUGGGUAACACAGGUAGUUACUCAGGAAGAAGUCAGAUCAGAACCACCCCUUCUGGCAAACAGGCUGUCCGGAGAUAAAAUGCAAUUUCUUCACAGCCAAGAUACACAAGCCGAGGAAAAGGUCAAGAAAUCUAGCCCUGGCAGACUUGUCAUUCCCGACUUUAAUGAAAGCACUUCCACCACAGAAGCCAAAGACACUAAGCCAUCGCUUAAAGUCGACGAACUAAAAAGUGAAGACUGGGUAACAGAGGUUGUUAUUCAGGAAGAAGUCAGAUCAGAGCCACCUCUGCAGGCAAACAAGCUGUCAGCAGAUAAAAUGCAAUUUCUUCACAACCAAGAUACGCACCCCGAGAAAACGUUCGAUAAAUUAACCCCUGGGAAACUUGUCAUUCCCGACUUUAAUCAAAGCACUUUCACCUCAGAGGUCAAAGAGACUAAGCCAUCACCCAAAGUCGACAAACUCAAAACUGAAGAGUGGCUAACACAGGUAGUAACUCAGGAAGAGGUCAGAUCAGAACCACCCCUACAGGCAAACAGGCUGUCAGCAGAUAAAAUGCAAUUUCUUCACAACCAAGAUACACAGCCCGAGAAAUACCUCGACAAAUCCAGUCCUGGUAGACUUGUUAUUCCCGAAUUUAGCCAAAGCACUUUCACCACAGAGGGCAAAGAGACUAAGCCAUCACCCAAAGUCUACAAACUCAAAACUGAAGAGUGGGUAACACAGGUAGUAACUCAGGAAGAGGUCAGAUCAGAACCACCUCUACAUGCAAACAGGCUGUCAGCAGAUAAAAUGCAAUUUCUUCACAACCAAGAUACACAGCCCGAGAAAACGUUCGACAAAUCGACCCCUGGGAAACUUGUCAUUCCAGACUUUAAUCAAAGCACUUUCACCUCAGAGGACAAAGAGACUAAGCCAUCGCCCAAAGUCGACAAACUCAAAGCUGAAGAGUGGGUAACACAGGUAGUAACUCACGAAGAGGUCAGAUCAGAGCCACCUCUCCAAGCAAACAGGCUGUCAGCAGAUAAAAUGCAAUUUCUUCACAACCAAGAUACGCACCCCGAGAAAACGUUCGACAAAUCGAACCCUGGGAAACUUGUCAUUCCCGACUUUAAUCAAAGCACUUUCACCUCAGAGGUCAAAGAGACUAAGCCAUCGCCCAAAGUCAACAAACUCAAAACUGAAGAGUGGGUAACACAGGUAGUUACUCAGGAAGAAGUCAGAUCAGAACCACCCCUUCUGGCAAACAGGCUGUCCGGAGAUAAAAUGCAAUUUCUUCACAACCAAGAUACACAAGCCGAGAAAAAGUUCAAGAAAUCUAGCCCUGGCAGACUUGUCAUUCCCGACUUUAAUCAAAGCACUUCCACCACAGAAGCCAAAGACACUAAGCCAUCGCUCAAAGUCGACGAACUAAAAAGUGAAGACUGGGUAACAGACGUUGUUAUUCAGGAAGAAGUCAGAUCAGAACCACCUCUGCAGUCCAACAAGCUGUCAGCAGAUAAAAUGCAAUUUCUUCACAACCAAGAUACGCACCCCGAGAAAACGUUCGACAAAUCGAACCCUGGGAAACUUGUCAUUCCCGACUUUAAUCAAAGCACUUUCACCUCAGAGGUCAAAGAGACUAAGCCAUCGCCCAAAGUCGACAAACUCAAAACUGAAGAGUGGAUAACACAGGUAGUAACUCAGGAAGAGGUCAGAUCAGAACCACCUCUACAUGCAAACAGGCUGUCAGCAGAUAAAAUGCAAUUUCUUCACAACCAAGAUACACAGCCCGAGAAAAAGCUCGACAAAUCCAGUCCUGGUAGACUUGUUAUUCCCGAAUUUAGCCAAAGCACUUUCACCACAGAGGGCAAAGAGGCUAAGCCAUCACCCAAAGUCAACAAACUCAAAACUGAAGAGUGGGUAACACAGGUAGUUACUCAGGAAGAUGAAGAAGUCAGAUCAGAACCACCUCUGAAGGCAAACAGGCUGUCAGCAGAUAAAAUGCAAUUUCUUCACAACCAAGAUACGCACCCCGAGAAAACGUUCGACAAAUUGAACCCUGGGAAACUUGUCAUUCCCGACUUUAAUCAAAGCACUUUCACCUCAGAGGUCAAAGAGACUAAGCCAUCGCCCAAAGUUGACAAACUCAAAACUGAAGAGUGGAUAACACAGGUAGUAACUCAGGAAGAGGUCAGAUCAGAACCACCUCCACAUGCAAACAGGCUGUCAGCAGAUAAAAUGCAAUUUCUUCACAACCAAGAUACACAAGCCGAGAAAAAGCUCGACAAAUCCAGUCCUGGUAGACUUGUUAUUCCCGAAUUUUGCCAAGGCUCCUUCACCACAGAGGGCAAAGACACUAAGCCAACACCCAAAGUCAACAAACUCAAAACUGACGAGUGGGUAACACAGGUAGUUACUCAGGAAGAAGUCAGAUCAGAACCACCCCUUCUGGCAAACAGGCUGUCCGCAGAUAAAGGGCAAUUUCUUCACAACCAAGAUACACAAGCCGAGAAAACGUUCGACAAAUCAACCCCUGGGAAACUUGUCAUUCCAGACUUUAAUCAAAGCACUUUCACCUCAGAGGUCAAAGAGACUAAGCCAUCGCCCAAAGUCGACAAACACAAAGCUGAAGAGUGGGUAACACAGGUAGUAACUCAGGAAGAGGUCAAAUCAGAACCACCUCUACAUGCAAACAGGCUGUCAGCAGAUAAAAUGCAAUUUCUUCACAACCAAGAUACACAGCCCGAGAAAAACCUCGACAAAUCCAGUCCUGGUAGACUUGUUAUUCCCGAGUUUAGCCAAAGCACUUUCACCACAGAGGGCAAAGAGACUAAGCCAUCACCCAAAGUCAACAAACUCAAAACUGAAGAGUGGGUAACACAGGUAGUUACUCAGGAAGAAGUCAGAUCAGAACCACCCCUUCUGGCAAACAGGCUGUCCGGAGAUAAAAUGCAAUUUCUUCACAACCAAGAUACACAAGUCGAGAAAAAGUUCAAGAAAUCUAGCCCUGGCAGACUUGUCAUUCCCGACUUUAAUCAAAGCACUUCCACCACGGAAGCCCAAGACACUAAGCCAUCGCUCAAAGUCGACGAACUAAAAAGUGAAGACUGGGUAACAGAGGUUGUUAUUCAGGAAGAAGUCAGAUCAGAACCACCUCUGCAGUCCAACAAGCUGUCAGCAGAUAAAAUGCAAUUUCUUCACAACCAAGAUACGCACUCCGAGAAAAUGUUCGACAAAUCGACCCCUGGGAAACUUGUCAUUCCAGACUUUAAUCAAAGCACUUUCACCUCAGAGGUCAAAGAGACUAAGCCAUCGCCCAAAGUCGACAAACUCAAAGCUGAAGAGUGGGUAACACAGGUAGUAACUCAGGAAGAGGUCAGAUCAGAACCACCUCUCCAAGCAAACAGGCUGUCAGCAGAUAAAAUGCAAUUUCUUCACAACCAAGAUACGCACCCCGAGAAAACGUUCGACAAAUCAAACCCUGGGAAACUUGUCAUUCCCGACUUUAAUCAAAGCACUUUCACCUCAGAGGUCAAAGAGACUAAGCCAUCGCCCAAAGUCAACAAACUCAAAACUGAAGACACUUCCACCACAGAAGCCAAAGACACUAAGCCAUCGCUCAAAGUCGACGAACUAAAAAGUGAAGACUGGGUAACAGAGGUUGUUAUUCAGGAAGAAGUCAGAUCAGAACCACCUCUGCAGGCAAACAAGCUGUCAGCAGAUAAAAUGCAAUUUCUUCACAACCAAGAUACGCACCCCGAGAAAACGUUCGACAAAUCGACCCCUGGGAAACUUGUCAUUCCAGACUUUAAUCAAAGCACUUUCACCUCAGAGGUCAAAGAGACUAAGCCAUCGCCCAAAGUCGACAAACUCAAAACUGAAGAGUGGCUAACACAGGUAGUAACUCAGGAAGAGGUCAGAUCAGAACCACCUCUACAUGCAAACAGGCUGUCAGCAGAUAAAAUGCAAUUUCUUCACAACCAAGAUACACAGCCCGAGACAAAGCUCGACAAAUCCAGUCCUGGUAGACUUGUUAUUCCCGAGUUUAGCCAAAGCACUUUCACCACAGAGGGCAAAGAGACUAAGCCAUCACCCAAAGUCAACAAACUCAAAACUGAAGAGUGGGUAACACAGGUAGUUACUCAGGAAGAAGUCAGAUCAGAACCACCCCUUCUGGCAAACAGGCUGUCCGGAGAUAAAAAGCAAUUUCUUCACAACCAAGAUACACAAGCCGAGAAAAAGUUCAAGAAAUCUAGCCCUGGCAGACUUGUCAUUCCCGACUUUAAUCAAAGCACUUCCACCACAGAAGCCAAAGACACUAAGCCAUCGCUCAAAGUCGACGAACUAAAAAGUGAAGACUGGGUAACAGAGGUUGUUAUUCAGGAAGAAGUCAGAUCAGAACCACCUCUGCAGGCAAACAAGCUGUCAGCAGAUAAAAUGCAAUUUCUUCACAACCAAGAUACGCACCCCGAGAAAACGUUCGACAAAUCGACCCCUGGGAAACUUGUCAUUCCAGACUUUAAUCAAAGCACUUUCACCUCAGAGGUCAAAGAGACUAAGCCAUCGCCCAAAGUCGACAAACUCAAAACUGAAGAGUGGCUAACACAGGUAGUAACUCAGGAAGAGGUCAGAUCAGAACCACCUCUACAUGCAAACAGGCUGUCAGCAGAUAAAAUGCAAUUUCUUCACAACCAAGAUACACAGCCCGAGAAAAAGCUCGACAAAUCCAGUCCUGGUAGACUUGUUAUUCCCGAAUUUAGCCAAAGCACUUUCACCACAGAGGGCAAAGAGACUAAGCCAUCGCCCAAAGUCAACAAACUCAAAACUGAAGAGUGGGUAACACAUGUAGUUACUCAGGAAGAGGUCAGAUCGGAACCACCCCUUCUGGCAAACAGGCUGUCCGGAGAUCAAAUGCAAUUUCUUCACAACCAAGAUACACAAGCCGAGAAAAAGUUCAAGAAAUCUACCCCUGGCAGACUUCUCAUUCCCGACUUUAAUCAAAGCACUUCCACCACGGAAGGCCAAGACACUAAGCCAUCGCCCAAAGUCGACAAACUCAAAACUGAAGAGUGGCUAACACAGGUAGUAACUCAGGAAGAGGUCAGAUCAGAACCACCUCUACAGGCAAACAGGCUGUCAGCAGAUAAAAUGCAAUUUCUUCACAACCAAGAUACACAGCCCGAGAAAAAGCUCGACAAAUCCAGUCCUGGUAGACUUGUUAUUCCCGAAUUUAGCCAAAGCACUUUCACCACAGAGGGCAAAGAGACUAAGCCAUCACCCAAAGUCAACAAACUCAAAACUGAAGAGUGGGUAACACAGGUAGUUACUCAGGAAGAAGAAGAAGUCAGAUCAGAACCACCUCUGCAGGCAAACAAGCUGUCAGCAGAUAAAAUGCAAUUUCUUCACAACCAAGAUACGCACCCCGAGAAAACGUUCGACAAAUUGACCCCUGGGAAACUUGUCAUUCCCGACUUUAAUCAAAGCACUUUCACCUCAGAGGUCAAAGAGACUAAGCCAUCGCCCAAAGUCGACAAACUCAAAACUGAAGAGUGGCUAACACAGGUAGUAACUCAGGAAGAGGUAAGAUCAGAACCACCUCUAAAGGCAAACAGGCUGUCAGCAGAUAAAAUGCAAUUUCUUCACAACCAAGAUACACAGCCCGAGAAAAAGCUCGACAAAUCCAGUCCUGGUAGACUUGUUAUUCCCGAAUUUAGCCAAAGCACUUUCACCACAGAGGGCAAAGAGACUAAGCCAUCGCCCAAAGUCAACAAACUCAAAACUGAAGAGUGGGUAACACAGGUAGUUACUCAGGAAGAAGUCAGAUCAGAACCACCCCUUCUGGCAAACAGGCUGUCCGGAGAUCAAAUGCAAUUUUUUCACAACCAAGAUACACAAGCCGAGAAAAAGUUCAAGAAAUCUAGCCCUGGCAGACUUGUCAUUCCCGACUUUAAUCAAAGCACUUCAACCACAGAAGCCCAAGACACUAAGCCAUCGCUCAAAGUUGACGAACUAAAAAGUGAAGACUCGGUAACAGAGGUUGUUAUUCAGGAAGAAGUCAGAUCAGAACCACCUCUGCAGUCCAACAAGCUGUCAGCAGAUAAAAUGCAAUUUCUUCACAACCAAGAUACGCACCCCGAGAAAACGUUCGACAAAUCGACCCCUGGGAAACUUGUCAUUCCAGACUUUAAUCAAAGCACUUUCACCUCAGAGGUCAAAGAGACUAAGCCAUCGCCCAAAGUCGACAAACUCAAAGCUGAAGAGUGGGUAACACAGGUAGUAACUCAGGAAGAGGUCAGAUCAGAACCACCUCUACAUGCAAACAGGCUGUCAGCAGAUAAAAUGCAAUUUCUUCACAACCAAGAUACACAGCCCGAGAAAAAGCUCGACAAAUCCAGUCCUGGUAGACUUGUUAUUCCCGAAUUUAGCCAAAGCACUUUCACCACAGAGGGCAAAGAGACUAAGCCAUCACCCAAAGUCAACAAACUCAAAACUGAAGAGUGGGUAACACAGGUAGUUACUCAGGAAGAAGUCAGAUCAGAACCACCCCUUCUGGCAAACAGGCUGUCCGGAGAUAAAAUGCAAUUUCUUCACAACCAAGAUACACAAGCCGAGAAAAAGUUCAAGAAAUCUAGCCCUGGCAGACUUGUCAUUCCCGACUUUAAUCAAAGCACUUCCACCACGGAAGCCCAAGACACUAAGCCAUCGCUCAAAGUCGACGAACUAAAAAGUGAAGACUCGGUAACAGAGGUUGUUAUUCAGGAAGAAGUCAGAUCAGAACCACCUUUGCAGUCCAACAAGCUGUCAGCAGAUAAAAUGCAAUUUCUUCACAACCAAGAUACGCACCCCGAGAAAACGUUCGACAAAUCGACCCCUGGGAAACUUGUCAUUCCAGACUUUAAUCAAAGCACUUUCACCUCAGAGGUCAAAGAGACUAAGCCAUCGCCCAAAGUCGACAAACUCAAAGCUGAAGAGUGGGUAACACAGGUAGUAACUCAGGAAGAGGUAAGAUCAGAACCACCUCUAAAGGCAAACAGGCUGUCAGCAGAUAAAAUGCAAUAUCUUCACAACCAAGAUACACAGCCCGAGACAAAGCUCGACAAAUCCAGUCCUGGUAGACUUGUUAUUCCCGAGUUUAGCCAAAGCACUUUCACCGCAGAGGGCAAAGAGACUAAGCCAUCACCCAAAGUCAACAAACUCAAAAUUGAAGAGUGGGUAACACAGGUAGUUACUCAGGAAGAAGUCAGAUCAGAACCACCCCCUCUGGCAAACAGGCUGUCCGGAGAUAAAGUGCAAUUUCUUCACAACCAAGAUACACAAGCCGAGAAAAAGUUCAAGAAAUCUAGCCCUGGCAGACUUGUCAUUCCCGACUUUAAUCAAAGCACUUCCACCACAGAAGCCAAAGACACUAAGCCAUUGCUCAAAGUCGACGAACUAAAAAGUGAAGACUGGGUAACAGAGGUUGUUAUUCAGGAAGAAGUCAGAUCAGAACCACCUCUGCAGGCAAACAAGCUGUCAGCAGAUAAAAUGCAAUUUCUUCACAACCAAGAUACACAGCCCGAGACAAAGCUCGACAAAUCCAGUCCUGGUAGACUUGUUAUUCCCGAGUUUAGCCAAAGCACUUUCACCACAGAGGGCAAAGAGACUGAGCCAUCACCCAAAGUCAACAAACUCAAAACUGAAGAGUGGGUAACACAGGAAGUUACUCAGGGAGAAAUCAGAUCAGAACCACCCCUUCUGGCAAACAGGCUGUCCGGAGAUAAAAUGCAAUUUCUGCACAACCAAGAUACACAAGCCGAGAAAAAGUUCAAGAAAUGUAUCCCUGGCAGACUUGUCAUUCCCGACUUUAAUCAAAGCACUUCCACCACACAAGCCAAAGACACUAAGCCAUCGCUCAAAGUCGACGAACUAAAAAGUGAAGACUGGGUAACAGAGGUUGUAAUUCAGGAAGAAGUCAGAUCAGAACCACCUCUGAAGGCAAACAAGCUGUCAGGAGAUAAAAUGCAAUUUCUUCACAACCAAGAUGCACACCCCGAGAAAACGUCCGACAAAUCGACCCCUGGGAAACUUGUCAUUCCUGAUUUUAAUCAAAGCACUUUCAUCUCAGAGAUCAAAGAGACUAAGCCAUCGCCCAAAGUCGACAAACUCAAAACUGAAGAGUGGUUAACACAGGUAGUAACUCAGGAAGAGGUCAGAUCAGAACCACCUCUAAAGGCAAACAGGCUGUCAGCAGAUAAAAUGCAAUUUCUUCACAACCAAGUUACACAGCCCAAGAAAAUGCUCGAUAAAUCUAGUCCUGGCAGACUUGUCAUUCCCGACUUUAAUCAAAGUACUUUCACCGCACAGGUCAAAGAGACUGAGCCAUCGCCUAAAGUCAACAAACUCAAAGCUGAAGAGUGGGUAACUCAGGUACUUACUCAAGAGGAGAUCAGAUCAGAGCAACCACUCCACGCAAACAGGCUGUUAGCAGAUAAAAUGCAAUUUCUCCGCAACCAAGAUACGCACCCCGAGAAAACGUUCGACAAAUCGAGCCCUGGGAAACUUGUCAUUCCCGACUUUAAUCAAAGCACUUUCACCUCAGAGGUCAAAGAGACUAAGCCAUCGCCCAAAGUCGACAAACUCAAAACUGAAGAGUGGCUAACACAGGUAGUAACUCAGGAAGAUGUCAGAUCAGAACCACCUCUUGAAGCAAACAAGCUAUCAGCAGAUAAAAUAGAAUUUCGUCACAACCACGUUACACAGCCCGAGAAAAAGGUCGACAAAUCUAGUCCUGGCAGACUUGUUAUUCCCGAAUUUAGCCAAAGCACUUUUACCACAGAGGGCAAAGAGACUGAGCCAUCGCCCAAAGUCAACAAACUCAAAACUGAAGAGUGGGUAACACAGUUAGUUACUAAGGAAAAGGUCAGAUCAGAACCACCCCUUCUGGCAAACAGGCUGUCCGGAGAUAAAGUGCAAUCGCUUCACAACCAAGAUAUACAGCCCGAGAAAAAACUCGAAAAAUCCAGCCCUGGCAGACUUGUCAUUCCCGACUUUAACCAAAGCACUUUCACUACAGAAGUCAAAGACAAUAAGACAUCGCUCAAAGUCAAGAAAUUAAAAACUGAAGAGUGGGUAACACAGGUUGUUACUCAGGAAGAAGUCAGAUCAGAACCACCUCUCCAGGCAAACAGGCUGUCAGCAGAUAAAACUCAGUUUCUUAACAACCAAGAUACGCAUCGCGAUAAAAAGCUCGACAAAUCUAGCCCUGGCAGACUUGUCAUUCCCACCUUUAAUCAAAGCACUUUCACCACAGAGGUCAAAGAGACUAAGCCAUCGCCCAAAGUCGACAAACUCAAAACUGAAGAGUGGGUAACACAGGAAGUUACUCAAGAAGAGAUCAGAUCAGAACCACCUUUCCAGGCAAACAGGCUGUCAGCAGAAAAAAUGCAGUUUCUUCACAACCAAGAUACACAGCUCGAGAAAAAGCUCGACAAAUCCAGCCUUGGGAGACUUGUCAUUCCCGACUUUAAUGGAAGCACUUUCACCACAGACGUCAAAGACAUUAAGGUAUCGCCCAAAGUCGACAAAAUCAAAACUGAAGAGUGGAUAACACAGGUACUUACUCAGGAAGAGGUCAGAUCAGAACCACCUCUCCAGGCAAACAGGCUGUCAGCAGAUAAAACUCAGUUUAUUAACAACCAAGAUACGCAUCACGAUAAAAAGCUCGACAAAUCCAGCCCUGGCAGACUUGUCAUUCCCACCUUUAAUCAAAGCACUUUCACCACAGAGGUCAAAGAGACUAAGCCAUCGUCCAAAGUCGACAAACUCAAAGCUGAAGAGUGGGUAACACAGGUAGUUACUCAGGAAGAAGUCAUAUCAGAACCACCACUUCAGGCAAACAGGCUGUCAGCAGAUAAAAUGCAAUUUCUUCACAACCAAGAUACACAGCCCGAGAAAAAGCUCGACAAAUCCAGCCCUGGCAGACUUGUCAUUCCCGACUUUAAUCAAUGCAAUUUCACCACAGAAGUCAAAGACAUCAAGCCAUCGAAAAAUUACUUCAUAAAGGAUACACAUUCUACUAACGGUGGGAAUGCCUUGUCAUCUGAGAUGGUUAGGCAUAUGAAGAGCCCUAAAAAUGUCAUUGAAUUACAAAGUCGUGAAUUACCACUUACCCAAAAGAGAGAGUUAACGGAUGAAUGGAAAGUGGAGGAUAAAGGAAACGAAGAUUGGCGAUCACAAGCACCACAACCUUUAAAGGAGUCAUUGGAAAAACUUAGAUCACUUUCUAGAACCCAGGAAAUGCAUUCAAUGACAGGAUCUGAUGUGUUACCGAAAAAUUCAAAUGUGCCUCUGAGGGGCACUGACAACACCUUCUUCAUUCAGAUUCAAGAUGCAGCCUUCGCAACUGGAAAUUACAAAGAUGAGCAGGGGAUAAGGCAUUAUCUGACUGAAUUACCUGCGGGAAAAACAGGGUUUGUUCGAUCAAGGGAAACAAACCAAGUUUUAAAGUCAGAUAGAGCUCAUUCCUCCGACAGCGUUGUAAUUCCCGUUGAACCGAAACAAGUUUCUUCUUCUUCUGGAGUCGUCAUACAUAACGGUGAGAACUGGAUAACUCGCGCAAAUACAAGUAUAUCGCCUGCAGAGAAAGAAAGGAUUUUUUUCCAUGCCGGUGAGGCACGUCAGGCUGUAAAAUUAGGAGGGGUCUCAUCUAGUGGCAGCGCAGUCAUUCCCAUUGAAAUAAAAGACAUUUCUUCGUCACCAAAAGUCGAGAUACAUGAUGGAAAGACGUGGACUACUCGGCAGACCUCAGUUAAGUUGUCAAGAGAUGACAGAUCCUUUGUAAGUACUGGCGAAACUAAAGAAGUCAUAACGUUGGAUGGCUCUUCAUCCAGUGGUGUUGUGAUUCCAGUGCAAAUUUCAAGCGAAUCUUUGACUACAAACGUCAAGAUAUAUAGCGGCCAAGUCUACACACCCUGAUACGUUCAAAAAGAAAGGCGUAAAUCACAAACCGCUUCUCUCAAAAUCGUUAUAUUCUGAGCUUGACUGGCGAUGGAAAAGUCCAAAAUUUCAUCAAAAAUGCAAUAACACUUAAGACAUAUUAUUGGCAGUACCCCUGGUUAAAAUCGCAGUAAGUUGCCGCUGGUCUUCCAAGAAUGUUCUUUUUUUUUAAUUUAAGCGGUACCGUGGUUUGCGUCAUUGACCAAGGCUAAGAGGAAGUACAAGUAACCUGCACAUAAUAGGUCAAACUUUUAAGUAAGAAUUAUCUGCUCAGUCUCAUACUUUUCUAAAGCAAAGCCGUUUGAGCCCGAAAGCGAAAGGCUGCAUAGGCAAUCUACUGCUUUCGCCCUUGUCUUCUUUAUCUGAUAAUUGUAUGCAUAUAAUGAAGUUUGGGGCUGUGCGGAAAUUUUAGCAAAGUUUCUUCAGAGGCUCUUAAAGCUCCUGGUAAUGCAAGCGGAAUGUAUAAAGUGUAUCAUUACUUUCACUGAAUGAGUUAUCUUGAUCGGUUGGAAUCACAUGAAGAUGACUGGCAUGCAACAAGUAAAACCUAAAUUAUGAGAAAGAUGUAGAUAAGACAAUUAGACAUGAGCAAACAUGGUCUAGUUUUUCACUUGCUUAUGGUAAUGAUGGAAUCAAUUUCGUUUAUUUAUGAGCUUUUAAAAAGUACAGUGACCUGUUUGCUUAUACUAAGUCAAAUUCUCAGUUGAGAAAUAUGGUAGAGUCACGUGAAUUUACAGUUAAUUGUAUUGUGAAUUCAUAUAUUUUCUGAAAUUUGAUCUUAUGUUUUCUAAAUUCGUUUUUUGUUUGAUUUUAGCAAAUGUUGCAUCAGAGUUCCCAGAUUUUUUUUGGACGACUCUACCACUUCAAUGGCUAUAAAUAAUCUUCAAAAAGCAGCUUGCAUAAUGACUUAAAUUAGAAAUUAGACAAGGUAAACAAAUUUGUAUAAAGUAUAUUAUACAAUGCAUUAAAUCAAUAAGGACAAAUAAUUCUUGUUAAAAAAAACAAUAAAUAAAUACUCCUUGGUCCAUUUUACUUGUCUCACUUAAUAUGUUGAGAUAUUUAUGAAAAUUAAGUUUGAAUUAAUUAAUAGUUUGAGAUACACAAGCUGUGAGAAACAAAUUGGAUGACAACAAUAAUAUCAAAACACUAAAUCCUAAAAUAUGACUUGACAUACCCUGCUAUAUUUUGUACAAAUUAAUCAGCAGGGGGGCUAUAAGCUUAAUCCAAAAAUUGCCUUGUUAAUGAUUGAGAGCACUGAUAAAAACAUUAAGAACUUACCUCAAAAGCUACAUAGAUACUCCAAAAUCAGCAGAAGGGAAAUCAGCUUUAUCCUUAGU
Molecule: messenger RNA, 15026 nt
Organism: Pocillopora verrucosa
Lineage: Eukaryota; Metazoa; Cnidaria; Anthozoa; Scleractinia; Pocilloporidae
Source: RefSeq, a predicted model, not a curated record